AUGCUUCAUGACACAGAAGCCGUCGUUACUGGUAGCAUCAUCCCCCGCUUUCUGCUCGAUGAUCAAAAUCAAUACAUCCCCGUAUCUCUCGACAUUGUUUGUCCCGGAUUCAUCAGCGACGCCCCUGAUAUCGCGCACAAAUUCGUCAUUAAGAUCGGAGGGGAGGAAACGAGUCCGGGGUUCGGAAAUGAUAACAUGGAGGAGGUAGAGGGUAUCGUGGAGGAACGUGCUUACAACCUCUACACGGAGAACAUAUGGUGUGGCCGCUCUAUCCGUCUCUUUCUAUCAUCAGGCUCUCGACCAUCUGCUGCUGUUCCUUGGACAUGGUCCACUCACCUCGUCAACUACAUGACCUGCGAUGGCCUGGUCGUGGCUUAUCCUAAAACGACCUUUGAUCGGGUCGGUCUUAUUCCCCCUCACCGGCGUCAUUCGCUCCCGCCCCCCCGCAUCCUCGUUCGAACCGCGCGCCACCCAUUCCUAGUUCAAGAUAUGCCGGCAACCGAACGUUCACCCGGCAAUGUGCUCCCCGCAGCAUACUGUGCCGAUACAGCGCGCUCUUUUGCGGAUGCAGCCUGCUUCAAACUCGUCUGGAGCCGUAGUGUAGUCAUGCCUUUGAGAGGAGCGGACGGUUUGAUUGCAGACAUGGACCUCGGUGCACUUGUGGGAUGGCAAUAUAGUUCGUCUGAUCCCCUUUCUCCCUCCUUUCCGUACAUCUCGCCCCUUUCCAUGCAUCGCUCUGACUUCAUUUCUUUUCUGUUCGCUACAUUCGAAGGCUACACAAACCCCCGCAUACAUCUCGCGGGUAAUCGAGGCUUGGACGUCCUCUUGAUCGAGAGAAUAUUUGCGCAUGUACCCAUUCCCACGUUGUGGUCGACGCGGCUUGCUUCCAAGUUCUGGUACUACGCUGUCAAGAACUAUCUACGCCGCAAACAUACACAGCUUCUCCGGAAGUACGUAGACGACGAGGAGGCCUUUCGCUCUCUCAUGCGGCGCUCCGGUACGAUCAUUUCCGGCUCAGAAGCACUCGACUUCGUCCUCCACGGCACAUCAUGUCCCCCGGUACACGCUCACGACAUGGACAUCUACGCGAACUCUCUAUAUGCUCUUUCCAUUGUAUUGCACCUCCGUGACCUGGAGGGGUAUCGCGUCAUUGUGGAGAGACGACUGUCAGGGCUCGGCGAGCUUAUCGGAGACUACGGCGCAGGUGUGGUAUCUGUCACAACACUUGUGAAUGUCGGACGUGGGACGAAGCUUCAAGUUGUCUGCGUCGCUAGAUUGUCGGCGGUGCACCAAAUAUCGCUUUUCUGGUCUACGCUCGUCAUGAACUUCUUAACCGCGGACGGGUUUUCGAUGGCAUACCCGUCGUUGACCCUUCACGGAAUUGGGCUCGUUUCUACUAUCAGCAACUCCGGUAUCAGCAAAAACGCGUGUAUUGCGAAAUACAUCGACCGCGGCUUUACUAUAGUUGGCUUCGAGGGUAACGCACCGACGUCUACAGAGAUGCUGUCUACCCAUGGGAGCCUCCAGGUAUCGAACGACUGGGGUCAUCCGACGGAGAUGACUAAAUGGAAUUGUCCAGACAUUAUUCGCUGUUGGACAGAUGCCGGUUGUUUGCGAAUGUCCUUUGCGGAUAAGACAGUCGGUGGUCCUUGGUGGACGAAGCCUUUUACUUCGUGGUUAUAUGGUGGUAAAGCAUGCGGCGGGGGGUGCGAACCCGAUACCGAACCCGUUCUUUGGGUGAGGGGUGAAAUUGUUGAAUAG
Messenger RNA from Stereum hirsutum FP-91666 SS1, 1761 nucleotides. RefSeq lists its product as uncharacterized. Lineage: Eukaryota; Fungi; Basidiomycota; Agaricomycetes; Russulales; Stereaceae. The transcript is spliced from 5 exons. Bases 1 to 1761 code for a protein of 586 amino acids. The record is from RefSeq and is a predicted model, not a curated record.